GUCAAUAAUAUUCAGUAGCGCGCAGUCAUCCGAUGCACUAGGUGGCGCUAUCAUGUUUAUUUAUUCCUCUGCUACUGACGACAAAACGCAGAAAAAUCACCCAGCACUGUAACACACGUGGAAACUGGUGUGAUAAAUACUUUUUAAGAUGACAUCUUUAGCACAUCAGUUGAAGCGGCUGGCAUUGCCUCAAAAUGACGCGAAUCUGUUCAACCGAAGAGAGGUCGCCUCUGUACUCUUUGAACCUAAAGAUGCUGCCAGCAUGGACAGAAGCACCUUCUAUGCACUGGGAUGCACAGGAUUGGAGGAGAUGAUGGGAAUUGAUCAAGCGUUCAGUGAGUUUCAGGAAACUCUCUUCAGUCAGGCCUCUCUGACUUUAGAGCGCAGCGUUCAGUCCAAAGAGGUCAACAAGAAACUGGACACGAACAUUUCUCUCUUUCUCACGCGGCUGUCACCUUACUUUCUGCUCAAGCCUGCUUUGAAGUGCAUCGAAUGGCUAGUACACAGAUUUCACAUUCACCUGUACAACCAGGACAGUCUGAUCGCUUGUGCGUUGCCAUAUCACGAGACUAAAGUGUUUGUACGAGUGAUUCAGCUUUUUAAAUUGGAAGAUCCAACCCACAGAUGGCACUGGUUACAUGGACUUCAGAAGCCUGGUGUUCCUUUGGCUCGAGGAACUCUUCUCACACACUGUUAUAAGGAUUUAGGCUUCAUGGAUUUUAUAUGUACUAUGGUCACAAAAUCAGUCAAGGCAUACUCUGGAUUUUUCCGCGAUGGAAAUUGUCCCCAGCUCAGAGUCAUCUUCUCUUUUUAUGCUUCUACCAUCGUUGCUGCGCUUGAUGCAGUUGAGAAGAUAACGGAUCCUAUUAUUGCCAAACUACUACCACAUAUACAACUGGGGCUAAAAUCUGAGCUGUUGGACUACAAGGCCGCAAGUUACAUGAUCGUGUGUCAGCUGGCAGUAAAGGUGGUGAUGGAAGAUCAGCUUGUGAACUCAUUGACCGUUCAGUUGGGCAGGUCUUUAGGUCAAACACCACAGCUAGUGAAAGAUGGUUUGAGCUCCAUCAUCAUCCUCCUGCAAAACCAAAAAGAAGAAGUGGUUGGUCCAAAGCUGUUUGGAUAUCUGUGUGCUGUCCCUACUUUGGUGUCCACCUUGCAGAGUAUAUCAACAGUCCAUGACAUCAGUCCACUGAUGCGUUACCUGCUGCCACAUCUCAUCCACUCGGUCAUUAACCAGGAUGGUGAGCAGCAGAAUAAAGAUUCAUCAUGUAGUGUUGAGCAUCACAGUUUAUUAGAGUCAAUCUUCCAGAACCUUCAGUUGAGCAACCAACUCGAGAACAAAGUGGCCAGGCUUCUUUUGGAUGAAUAUGUUGCCAGUGGCCGUGAGAUGUCCUCUGAUAAGAUUUCAGCUUUGAAUCAAAGGAUGCGGUCUACUGUACAACUGUUUGAAUCCAGGUAUCCAUCUGCAAUGGAUGUGGUCCUGGAAAAUCAUGUUAAAAAUGUAUCAUGUGACCAAGAAAAAAUCUUGCUGCACCACUUUAUCUCUCUUACUAUGAGCUGUGGGAAAUAUCAGAUCCUGGCAAAGUCGGACACAUCUCUCAUGCUCAGCUUAAACCACCCGUUACCCUCAGUGAGAAAAAUGGCUGUCAACUACCUGAAAGAGAUCUUCACCUCACAGCAUAAUGGUUUUGAUGAAGCGUUUCUGAAGGAUGUGUUAAUGGAGAGAAUAAAGGAUGAUGUGCCAGAGGUUGUGAUGUCUGCCAUUAAAGCAAUAAAGCUGCACAUGGACCGUAUGGAUUCAGAGGAGAUGGUUUCCAGUUUGAUCGCACUUCUACAGCGCAUCAAACCAUCAGCUGAUUGGUGUUCGGUGCUACAAGAGGCUGUGCGAGUUCUCGAUGACCCGCGAGUUGUUAAGGACAGCCCGGAUCUGAAGGAUCAGAUUGUGUGGGAGUUUCUGCCUUUCCUAGUGGUGACGAAUGCAGAGCCCGAAUGUGUGGAUCUACAACUGGCAUCAUGUGUCGCUAAAACCACUCUGAUCUCCCAGCAUCCUCUGACUGAAGGCUGGGCUGACGUGCUGAAUGUUAUUCUGGACGAAACCUCACAAUCAGAUGUGCUGGAGGUGGCCAACCAAAUGCUGACAACAACUCUUAUCAAGAAUCUGGCCAACAUGGAUCACACGACAAAACGCAACACUCUGGAAAGUGUGUGUAACGUCCUGGGACGUCAACGCGGUGGCGUUCGAGGUAAAGCAGUGUUUGUUGUGUUGAGUUACACACUUCUUCAGAGUCUGGAGUCUAUGAGUGAGAGUCAACAUCUUCACACAGCUCAAAGUGUCUAUAAACUCCUGGAGCCUUCACUCAUUCGGCUCUACGGAAUCAAGUCUGACCAGGUUUAUGAUGAGGGUAUGGAUAUGUCUGUGCCGGUGUGUGUCGGGCUAGGUGGGUUUCUGCAGAAGAUGAAUUCUGGUUUCAAAGCAGAGGGAGAACAUAGCCUUCUUCUUCUCUCACUCCUGCGACUAUUCAUCAAUGCCCUCAAAUGCCCCGACUCUACAUUUAAAGGUGAAUCCUGGUGGAACUCAGAGAAGAUGGACACUAAUACUUGCUGUUACCUGGGCCUCCUGUGUCGUCUGUUUAAUGUGGUGAUAUCAGGGGCCAGUCAAGAAUCCCUGGCCCCCUGCUUCAGGGGCUUGAUGCAGCCUAUUCUACAGGUGCACCUGCGAGAGCCCUUGACCUUGUUUAAGUUCCUCUCUUUCCUAUGGGGCUACAACAGUAAUUUAGUUGACCAGCUGGAUUGUCGAGUCAGUGCCGUUCUGCAAACACAAGCUCUUUAUGUGGGAAAGGCUUUGCUUUCCAGCCAACCGUUAAAAACCCUCAACCUAUUGGCAUCGGGUGCUUCACCAGUGGUGCCGUCUUUGUUGGUGUGUUUGCGAUCGGGCGUUUGUGAGGUUCGAAGGGCUGCCAUUGCCGUGCUUCACUCUUUCACAGAGGUCACUUCUUCACCUUACCAUCCACUGGUGGAGAAGCUCCUUAAAUCAUCUGAGGAGAUCAUCGCUGACCCUUCAUACCAAAGCCAGGUUUUGUCCAAGCUUUAUGAGGAGGCAUUAUUAUUAAAAGGCAAGAAUAAGAAGCUGGCGUCUAUCGAUCAGCUCCUGCAAUGUGUGCAGUUACCCUGUUGUCCUGCUUACACCUCCAAAACACUGCUGCAGGUCCUUCAGGACAUCCACGGAGAGCAUGUUUUGAAUGUUCUUCUGCCCGCUGUGGAGCGACUUCUGGAUCAGUGUGCCCUAGACACCUGCACCUUCCUGCCGGAUGAGGCGCUUGUGCUGAAACUCUUGCUGAGCAAAUUCAACGAGCAGUCUGCACCUUUACUGGCCAAAGACCCCCGAUGCCUGGAGAUCUUUAUCAGGGCUAUUGGCACCCCAGCCAAGCCGUACCCCACUAUGCCUAGUUUCCAAAUUAUUGCCCUGGAGCAGAUCACCAAGCCGUUCUUUGCUGCUCUUGGAGACGAAAAGAUUCAACAGAGGAUUCUUGCUGUUCUGUUUGACUUGCUGGUGGGGAACAAAAACCCAGUCUGUGCCCAAACUAUCAACAGUGUCUUUAAAACGAUUUCUGUGGAUUCGGAGUUAGUGGCCAAUGAGUUGAUGCCUGCAGAUAAACAAAAAGUAGCAGUGACAGUUCAACAAGCACGUAGAAGUAAAAUACAGAGAAAAACACAAGAGGCACCUACGUCGGUGCCAGAGAAGUCUGACGUCUCCUGGUCGAGAGUCACACUGAUAUUAGAGCUGUUACAACACAAGAAGAAGCUGAAGAGAGCUCAGUGUCUAGUGCCCGCUUUAUUUAACCUGCUUUCCAGAUGUCUGGAGCCCGCAGCAGCGGAGCAGGAGAAUAUCGAGUACACCAAACAACUUCUCCUCAGCUGUCUCCUUAACGUCUGUCAGAAACUCUCUCCAGGCGGAAGUCCAAUCGGCAAAGAUGUGCUGGAGGAGGAUAAAUUUAAUGUGGAGCUGGUAGUGCAGUGUGUCAGGAUGUCAGACGUACCCCAAACUCACCAUCACGCCCUGCUGCUGCUCGGGGCUUUAGCUUCAAUCUUCCCUGAGAAAGUUCUUCACAACAUCAUGCCCAUCUUUACUUUUAUGGGUGCCAACAUCAUGCGACUGGAUGAUACUUACAGUUUCCAGGUCAUCAAUAAGACUGUACAGGCGGUCAUCCCUGCUCUUAUAAAGGCCCAUAAGGAUGGCAGCGCUCAGUCUGAUGGUCAUAUGGAGAUUGUGGUGACGCGUAUUGUACAUGUAUUUGUUGAUGCUCUGCCACAUGUGCCCGAGCACAGACGCUUGCCCAUCCUCAGUCAGUUGGUGGGCACGCUGGGCCCGUCUCGCUUCCUCUGGGUCCUGAUGUUACUUCUGUUCAAGCAACACGUCACACAGACGUCUGUGAGUGCCGCCGGGGCAGAAAAGGAGUCGGUUGUGGAGAGAGAUCAAGACUUCUGGAUCUCAGUGUGUUGUGAAUUUGAGGUAAAGGAGCAGCUCACCUCUAUCAUCAAGGUCAUGCAGUUUCUCAUGACUCUACCUCAAGAUAAUGAAGCUCCUGAGAAAAAGCGUGCACGAGGAAGAAGCGUGGUGAAGAAGGAAGAGACCGUCUCCGAUCUGAUCUUCAACGUUCAGGCUCAUAGUGGCAAAGAUCUCCGUCAUUUUAAAUUCCUCUCCGUCUCUUUCAUGGCUCAGCUACUGGCCUCCGACACGUUUGUUGGAAAGGUGGCUGACUGUGAAGACAUAACAGAAGCCGGCCUACAAAAUCUUCAACAGAAUCUGCUGGAGGAGGUCCUGCGCUACAUUCAUACGGUUGCUCGAUGUGUGGAGGAGAACUCGGACAAACCCACAGCUAAGUUCUGGAGAGCUCUGCUCAGCAAGUCAUAUGACACCCUGGACAAGGUAAACGCCCUUCUGCCUAUGGACACCUUCAUCACAGUAAUGAGAGGUCUGAUGGGUAAUCAGUUGCCGUCAGUCAGAAGAAAGGCCAUGGAGUUGCUCAAUAACAAACUACAACAGCGAACGCAAUGGCAGGAGGACCAGAUCACCGUGCUUCUUGAACUCAUCGGUGACCUCCUGAACAUUGUGGGUCGGGGUCACAGUCAAGCCUCUGCACAAGAAGACGAAGAGCAGGCCAUCAAUCGGCAGACGGCACUUUACAGCCUCAAGCUGCUGUGUCGCAGUUUUGGCUCAGACCAUCAGGAGCCGUUUGUCCCCGUGCUUAACAAAGCGGUGGAGCUGGUCGCUGAUAAAGACGAGGAGAAGAACGUCAUGGGAAGUGCCCUGCUGUGUGUGGCGGAGGUGACCAGUACCCUGAAGGCCCUCGCUAUACCACAGUUACACAGGCUGAUGCCCGCUGUCCUGAGAACUCUGAAGGAGAGGAAAGAUCUGUUGACCAAUGAAAUCUAUCUGCUGAGUGCCGUCACGGCCCUGCAGCGCGCGUCGGAGACCCUGCCACACUUCAUCAGCCCUUACCUGCAGGACACCAUCACACAGGUCACACGUUUAACUCUGCUUGUGGAGCGUCUGACGUCCUGCCCUCAGCUCCCUGUGCGUCUCACGUCUCUCAACAACACUCUCGCCACAAAAGUGCCAUCCAGGGUUCUUAUUCCCACCAUCACCAAAUGCUACUGUAGCAUGGUGGAUACACACCAGAAUCGUCUCGGCCCACUGAUGAACAUCUUGAAGGAACAUCUCACUCACAUGGAGAAGGACCAGCUCAAUCACCACCAAUCAGAGUUGACUUCCUUCUUCCUGUCUGCGCUCGACUUCCGUGCACAACAUUGUCAGGGAGAUCUGAAGAAGACCGGUGAGAUCGAGGGCAGUGUAAUCAACUGUCUCCUGGUGAUGAUUAUGAAACUUUCAGAAGUCACCUUUAGACCUCUAUUCUUCAAGUUGUUUGAUUGGUCAAAGAUGAAUGGCGCUUCUAAAGAGCGCUUGUUGACCUUCUAUAGACUGGCAGACCGCAUCGCAGACAGACUCAAAGGACUGUUUGUGUUGUUUGCCGGGCAGCUGGUCAAACCUGUUUCUGAAUUGCUCCGUCAACUCAACGCUGCCCAUACAGAUGAAGCCUUCUUUGAAUCGGAUGAGGAUGAUGAUGAAGAUGGGGAUAAUGUGGAGAAGAGCAGUUUGUUGCUGCAGUAUGUGUUGGAUUGUCUUCAUAAGGUCUUCCUCUAUGAUACGCAACGCUUCCUCAGUAAGGAGAGGGCUGAUGCUCUAUUGAGCCCCCUGGUGGAUCAGUUGGAGAAUAUGCUAGGAGGAGAGGAGGCCUACGAGACCCGCAUCACCAAACAUUUGGUGCCCUGUAUCGCCCAGUUCGCCGUUGCCAUGGGAGACGAUUCUCAAUGGAAAGUUCUCAAUUAUCAGGUUCUCCUCAAGACUCGUCACAGCUCUCCCAAGGUGCGUUUCUCAUCACUGGUCAUGUUGCUGGAGUUGGCAAGCAAACUAAGAGAGAACUACAUGGUUCUUCUACCAGAGACCAUCCCAUUCCUGGCUGAGCUUAUGGAGGAUGAGUGCGAGGAAGUUGAACAUCAGGUACAGAAGGUCAUUCAGGAGAUGGAGACUGUCCUCGGUGAACCUCUGCAGAGCUACUUUUAAUCUCACCCAAGAUUGAAUGAUUGACUUCAUGAGCAGCUUUUCUGUGCCUGACUAAUUUUGUCUGUCGGCUCCACCAGCAGCACAUCUCAUCUCCAGACAGACAGCUCAACGUCUGGGUUAUUGUCCUGCCUUUUGUCUUUUUAUCUGUGAUUGAAUAUGACAUGCCUUCACUUAAAAUAACAUGUUUGGUGUUUAAAUGUCUUUUGACAUUUUUAUGACAUUUUAUAAUGCAUGGAUUUGCAUCACUGAAACACUAUGCAUACAUACGAACAGAUGAAUCUAGAAAACAUGUAUUUGUAUUUCAUGAAGAGUGUAAAUUAUGAAAUCAAAACCCUGUUGCACAUUUCUUGCUUUGUUAACAAGUGUGAACAAGAAAAUCAACUUCAACCAAAAUAUAUGAAUUUUUUUAUUCUCUGAAA
Misgurnus anguillicaudatus (oriental weatherfish) is the source of this 7041-nucleotide messenger RNA. RefSeq names its product HEAT repeat containing 1 (gene heatr1). The record is from RefSeq and is a predicted model, not a curated record. Gene Ontology annotation, biological process: positive regulation of transcription by RNA polymerase I; maturation of SSU-rRNA from tricistronic rRNA transcript (SSU-rRNA, 5.8S rRNA, LSU-rRNA). NCBI's taxonomy places the organism in Eukaryota, Metazoa, Chordata, Actinopteri, Cypriniformes, Cobitidae. Gene Ontology annotation, cellular component: small-subunit processome; t-UTP complex; 90S preribosome. Gene Ontology annotation, molecular function: snoRNA binding.